Messenger RNA from Alternaria arborescens, 3192 nucleotides. Its product is annotated as Chitin synthase A. NCBI's taxonomy places the organism in Eukaryota, Fungi, Ascomycota, Dothideomycetes, Pleosporales, Pleosporaceae. Gene Ontology annotation, molecular function: chitin synthase activity. Gene Ontology annotation, cellular component: cell septum; cell periphery. The transcript has 2 exons. The record is from RefSeq and is a predicted model, not a curated record. Bases 1 to 3192 code for a protein of 1063 amino acids.
AUGUCAAGUGCCAACAGCAAUACUGCCGAGUUGGGCGCGCGCAUGACCAUGUCUGAGGUGGGCAAGCAGAAGGCUGCCGAAUCGGACAUUCACGACUUCCUGCGCGAGGCCGGCGAUGCGCUGAGUUCAACGUCCAGCACGGCUGCUGCACCUACGCAGAUGCCACGAAGGAAGAUGAUCAAUUCGGAGACCGCAAACUACGCGGCGCUCUCCACAACCGUACGAUCACAAGACCCAGACUUACAAUUACGUGAUCUCCGCAGACCUCCAUCGCCAGUAUCGCGCACAUACCACCCCACAUCAUCCUCAGUAUCCGGCUUAUCACGGACGCCGUCAGUGAUGGAUACUGCACCGAACAUGCCACCGCCAGAUGACGAUUAUGUUCCCUACCGGCGGCCAUUAUCACCCGACCGGCCAUACUCACCCACUCGCACAUCAGACGACUACUCGCGGCCACCAGCUUCAGUCAACUCAUACGAGCCACUAGACCUUCAUGGCAGCCCACGGCCAGGCAGUCCGCAGCGACCACUACCUCCAGCGCCCUUGUUCACCAAUGGUGCCAGACCGGGCUCUCGCGGAUCUGAGAACACCAUGGACAUGACCGAUAUGACUUCAAUACCAAUUCACGACGACGACGACCCCUUCACCGACAUUGGCGACGACAGACCAGACCUGCGAUCACGGGACUCCUACAUGAGCGACGAUACAUAUACGGACAUAUACACUGAAAUCGACGAGAAGGCAGAGCACUACGGGCCAGCUCCAGAUGGCGCACAGGAACGACGUGGAGCGCGAGAUGCAGUAAUGACGAAGAAGGAGGUUCGCUUGAUCAACGGUGAACUUAUUCUCGAGUGCAAGAUCCCGACCAUCCUCCAUAGUUUCCUUCCGCGACGAGAUGACAUCGAGUUCACGCACAUGCGAUAUACGGCUGUCACAUGCGACCCAGAUGACUACAUUGAUCGUGGCUACAAAUUACGCCAAAAUAUCGGGAAUCAGCGGGAGACGGAGUUGUUCAUCGCUAUUACCAUGUACAACGAGAACGAGAUUGACUUCACCCGAACAAUGCACGGUGUCAUGCAGAACAUCAGCCAUUUCUGCUCGCGCAUGAAGUCAAGAACUUGGGGAAAAGACGGAUGGCAAAAGAUUGUUGUGUGCAUCAUCGCAGACGGUCGUGGCAAGGUCCAUCCUCGAACGCUAGAUGCCAUCGCUGCAAUGGGAUGCUUCCAAGAAGGUAUCGCGAAGAACCACGUGAACCAGAAGGAGGUCACAGCUCACGUAUACGAAUACACCACUCAGGUCUCCUUGGAUUCAGAUCUUAAGUUCAAGGGCGCGGAGAAGGGCAUUGUGCCGUGUCAAAUGAUCUUCUGCUUGAAGGAGAAGAACUCGAAGAAGCUGAACUCGCAUCGUUGGUUCUUCAACGCUUUCGGACGGGCGCUUAAUCCAAACGUCUGCAUUCUACUCGACGUGGGAACCAAACCUGGACCCAAAGCCCUGUACCACUUGUGGAAAGCAUUCGACACCGACUCUUCUGUCGCUGGAGCUGCUGGAGAAAUCAAGGCAGGUAAAGGCAAAGCCUGGCUUGGUCUUCUCAACCCACUCGUCGCAUCGCAGAACUUCGAAUACAAGAUGUCCAAUAUCCUCGACAAGCCAUUGGAGUCUGUAUUUGGGUACAUUACUGUCUUGCCUGGUGCGCUUUCAGCAUACCGUUAUCACGCGUUGCAGAACGACCACACAGGCCACGGUCCCCUUAGCCAGUACUUUAAGGGAGAAACGCUUCAUGGUCAAGAUGCAGACGUUUUCACGGCAAACAUGUAUCUGGCUGAAGAUCGUAUCCUAUGUUGGGAGCUUGUAGCAAAGCGUAGCGAGCAAUGGGUUCUAAAAUACGUCAAAGCGGCAACUGGUGAGACUGACGUGCCAGAUGCUGUACCUGAAUUCAUUUCCCAACGUCGACGAUGGCUGAACGGUGCUUUCUUCGCCGCUGUCUACUCAUUGCUCCAUUUCAAGCAAGUAUGGGCGACUGACCAUACCAUCGGACGCAAGAUCCUCCUCCACAUCGAAUUCGUGUACCAGUUCGUGCAACUUCUGUUCACGUUCUUUUCGCUUGCCAACUUCUACCUGACAUUCUACUUCGUUGCUGGCUCACUGUCAGACCCGGAACUCGAUCCCUUCGGCCACAACAUUGGAAAAUACAUCUUCUACAUCCUACGUUACACAUGCACCUUGCUCAUCUGCAUGCAAUUCAUCCUGUCUAUGGGUAAUCGACCCCAAGGAGCCAAGAAGAUGUUCUUUUGGAGUAUGGUCAUGUACGGUAUCAUCAUGGCGUACACUACCUUCGCCUCCUUCUACAUCGUCAUCGUCCAACUCAAAGAUCCAAAAGCACCAAAGACAAUAGGGGCUAAUGUCUUCACCAACCUUAUUGUCUCUAUGGGGACGACGGUUGGUCUCUACUUCCUCAUGUCCUUCAUGUACCUGGAUCCUUGGCACAUGUUCACGUCCAGUGCGCAAUACUUCGCUCUUCUCCCGUCAUACAUCGCCACUCUCCAAGUGUACGCCUUCUGCAACACACACGACAUCACCUGGGGAACUAAGGGUGAUAACGUAGCGAAGACAGAUCUAGGAGACGCAAAGGGAAAGAACAAGGAUGUUGUCGAACUCGAAAUGCCAUCAGAGCAAUUGGAUAUCGACAGUGGUUACGACGAAGCCCUGCGGAAUCUUCGUGAUCGUGUCGAAGUACCUGAGCCUCCGAUCUCCGAGUCGCAACAACAGGAAGACUACUACCGUGCUGUCCGAACCUACAUGGUUGUCAUCUGGCUUAUCUCAAACGCUAUCUUCGCCAUGGCUAUCAGUGAAGCAUAUUCGGAUCGCAAAGUGACAAACAAUUUCUACUUGACAUUCAUUCUCUGGGCUGUCGCUGGCCUUGCUUUCUUCCGCGCCAUUGGCUCCACGACUUUCCUCAUCAUCAACUCCAUCCAAGCGAUCAUGGAAACAAAGCUCAAAUGGCAAGACAAGAUUGACGACAAGAAGAGCAAUAGAACUGUUCUUGGUGGCGGCAGAAAGUAUGGUGGGAAGAAGUGGUGGAAGUUCGGAUUUGGCGGCGGUGUGUCAUCGAGUUGGUUCUCUGGCAGUACAGUAUCCAGUAAGCUUAGCAGUCUGGCGCCUAGCAAUUGGGGUGGAAGCAGUGUUGGGAGAUAA